This is a messenger RNA of Triticum dicoccoides, 1706 nucleotides long. RefSeq names its product squamosa promoter-binding-like protein 10. Gene Ontology annotation, molecular function: DNA binding. Bases 126 to 1379 code for a protein of 417 amino acids. Lineage: Eukaryota; Viridiplantae; Streptophyta; Magnoliopsida; Poales; Poaceae. The transcript is spliced from 3 exons. The record is from RefSeq and is a predicted model, not a curated record. Gene Ontology annotation, cellular component: nucleus.
AGCACAUCCUCACUGAUUCAUACAGCCAGCUAGCGAGCGAGCUUAGCCAACCACACGCCUCCUGGUCCUAGCUAGCUCCCCCCGGCUUUCUCUUCUUGAGCUCCGACCGACCACUCACUCGGGCCAUGAUGAGCGGCGGCAGGAUGAACGCGGCGGCGAGCGACGACUUCCCGUUCGCGGCAAUGCAGCAGCCGCCCUACGUCGGCUUCGAGCACGCCGGCAUGGUCCAGGCCGGCGGCGGCGGAGGAGGGGGGCAGCGCCACCAGGGCGCCAUGAUGUACGACAACUUCGACUUCGCGGCGGCGGCCGCCGCCUUCGGCCAGUUCCAGGACGCGCCGCACCACCAGAUGCUGGCGCUGCCGCCCAACGGGGGCGGCGCCGGCGGGCUGCUCCCCAUGGCGCCGCCGCCCAUGCCCGGGAUGCAGCUGCAGAUGCCGCCCAUGGGCAUGCACGGCCACGGCGACGUGUACCCGGCGCUCGGGAUGGUGAAGCGCGAGGGCGGCGCCGGCGCCGGCGACGCGGGGAGGAUCGGGCUCAACCUCGGCCGCCGGACCUACUUCUCCCCCGGCGACAUGAUGGCCGUGGACCGUCUCCUCAUGCGGUCCCGCCUGGGCGGCGUGUUCGGGCUCGGGUUCGGCGGCGCGCACCACCAGCCGCCGCGGUGCCAGGCGGAGGGCUGCAAGGCCGACCUCUCCGGCGCCAAGCACUACCACCGGCGCCACAAGGUGUGCGAGUACCACGCCAAGGCGUCCCUCGUCGCCGCGGCCGGCAAGCAGCAGCGCUUCUGCCAGCAAUGCAGCAGGUUCCACGUGCUCACCGAGUUCGAUGAGUCGAAGAGGAGCUGCCGGAAGAGGCUGGCCGAGCACAACCGCCGCCGGAGGAAGCCGGCGAGCAGCAGCACGACUGCGACGUCCAAGGACUCGGCGCCGCCUUCCAAGAAACCCAACCCGGGCGCCAUCUCCAGCUCCUACGCCGCCGACAACAACAAUUUGAGCGCCACCAAGUCCAACAUCUCGUCCAACACGAGCGCCAUCAGUUGCCUGCAGCAGCACGACCAGAGCAAGGCCGCGGCGGCGGCGGCGAGGCCCAUGACGCUCACCCUCGGGGAGCCGCCGGAGAAGGACGACCACCACCGGCAGCUCAGCAACGCCAUGCAGCUCCACAACCACCACCAGGAGCAGCAGCACUUCAUCACCUCCCUGCUGCAAGGCAGCAACAACAACAGCAACAUUCUGUCGUGCUCGUCGGUGUGCUCCAGCGGGUUGCCGUCUGCCGGGGCGGCCAACGGCGAGGUCUCCGACCAGAACAACAACAGCAACCAUGGCGCCGGCAACAAUAACAACAAUAACAUGCAUCUCUUUGAGGUGGACUUCAUGUAGACGACCGAUCGACGCAGGUGAGCUUGGAGACCCGUACAUGGAGCCAUGGAGUGGUGACCAGCCUACGCCUAGCACUGCACCAACAGUGUCCUUUAAUUAAUUUGUGUGUAGGUAAAAAAAAAGGAGAGCAAAAACCUUAAGGGUAUAGUCCAUAGUCUCAAAGUGCUGAGAUCAGCUAGCAAAGGCUGUGCAAGCUAGCAUGCAUGCCUUUCUUCCAACUUUCUUCCCUGCGGUGCUCCUGUAGCGCUGCAAGCAAGCAUGCCUUCCUGCCAUUUUCUGUUUCAGUGAGGAAAUAAUGUUUGUGUUAGUGUUAUUUUUGCCCUGUUA